AUGGGCAAAAAUACAGAUACCCCAGCAUAUCUGACUUCAGAUGAUGCCAAAUAUACUCUGGGUAUUCAUCGUGGUCCAUUAAUAUCCAAAGGUGACGAUGAAGGCGCCCAGCUUGCACAUGUCGAAUCGGCCGGAGGUUUGUCAUUGGAGACUAGGAAGUUGAAGCGCACUGAGAAGUUCCAACGCCAUUGGAAGCGAUUCUGGUGUCUGCACCUUCUGGUGACUAUCAUAUUCCUGGCGAUCUUCCUGCCUGUCUUCUUCCUGGUUGCCAUUCCAGCCAUCUCACAAAUGGUUGUCAACAAGUCCGACUUAGUAUUGGUCAAUGCCUCGGUCCUAAACCCGCGACCGGACAAGAUUCAAUUGACGCUGCUGUCGGCAUUGAACCUCAAGAUUGCACUGCCAGUACGCAUCGAGCCGAUCACAUUAAAUCUGUUCGUGCGCGACGCUGGCGCAGACAAUGCAUGGGGCCAGGCUAAUAUCGACGGCAAAGUCAUCAGGGGCAACACCACCCUAGGCGUGACCAAGGUUGAGACGCCAUUGACCAACCUGACCACCUGGAAUGAGUAUGUGAAAAAUGUCGUCUUCCAGAAGGAGACUGCGCUGUCGGUCAGAGGUGUAACCAAUUCAUACUUGGGUGUGCUCAAGUCCAAGGUUACUAUGGACAAGGAUAUCAUGUCGCCGGUACUGGACCAAUUCAAGAAAUUCAGCCUCUCCGACAGUGGACUCAUUCCAGCCCGCGAAGACGGCACCAACCUAAUUGGAAAUGUCUCCCUUCCCAAUCCGUCCGUGUUGACUCUUGAUAUUGGCACACUCGUCCUUGACGUGAAGAGCGGCGACCUCGUUAUUGGAAACGCCACCGUCAAAGACGUCACUAUCAAGCCAGGCGCCAACGUCUUCCCUCUAACCGGAGUCCUCGACAUACCCACAAUAAUCGAGCACCUCGGAGAAGUACUCGUAUCGCAGGCAAAAGCCCUCAAAACCGGUAACUUAGCCCUGGACACGGUAACCCGAACCGUCACCUGGAACGGCACACUGGUGCCAUACUACACCGACGCGAUGAAGCAGCUGACGCUGACGGCCAACGUGCCAAUCGCCGAUCUGAUCAAGAACACUGUUCACAACCUGCUCAGUGGCAAUGAAACCCUCACAGAUAUUCUCAAAUCAGGGGGCGACACGAGCAAGCCGCUAGGCAGUCUCGGCAGCAGCAAUGACAGUGACUCCAGUUCAAUAAUAUCCGAAGCCUCCGAGCUUGCAUCCAAGAUGAAGACGAACAUCGGAGUGCGCGAUAUGUUCCGUGACACGAACCCAGUCAAACGGGAUUUAAUCAUCAAUUCGGUGGCUGGGAUGUACAAGAAGCUGUGA
Messenger RNA from Penicillium expansum, 1362 nucleotides. Its product is annotated as DUF3712 domain-containing protein. Lineage: Eukaryota; Fungi; Ascomycota; Eurotiomycetes; Eurotiales; Aspergillaceae. The record is from RefSeq and is a predicted model, not a curated record. The transcript has 3 exons. The coding region runs from base 1 to 1362 and encodes 453 amino acids. Gene Ontology annotation, cellular component: fungal-type vacuole membrane.